Owenia fusiformis is the source of this 1440-nucleotide messenger RNA. The record is from the annotation of a GenBank genome assembly. NCBI's taxonomy places the organism in Eukaryota, Metazoa, Annelida, Polychaeta, Sabellida, Oweniidae.
AUCAACUUCAGUUAUUCUGCAAACAUCAAAAAGUAACAGAUCCAGAUUAACAAUGGCUGAAGCUCCACUGGAUGUUGAUGGGCGCAUCAAUCUUGAUUCCCCCCGCUAUGACCAAUCAACAUUUGUCGGGAGAGCAAGGCAUUUCUUCAUUACAACAAAUCCUUUGAAUCUGUUCGCAUCUGGAUCAGACCUUGACAAUGCUAAAGCAGUAGUUGAAAGUUAUAAGAAACGUGCUGAGCCUCCAGGUUUAACAGCAGAUGAAGUAUGGCGUGCCAAAAGUCUUUACGACUCUGCGUUUCAUCCAGACACUGGGGAGAAAAUGAUGUUGAUAGGGCGCAUGUCUGCUCAGGUGCCUAUGAACAUGAGCAUUACAGGGUGCAUGAUGACAUGGUACAGGACAACUCCAGCAGUAUUGUUUUGGCAGUGGAUUAACCAGACAUUCAAUGCAGUGGUCAACUAUACAAACAGGAGUGGAGACUCACCUAUACCACUCAAGACACUGGGAAUCUCCUACACUCUUGCCACAUCAGGGGCGGUUAUCACUGCACUUGGAGUUAAUAAACUAGUAACUAAAGCCCCACCUAUAGUUGGUCGCUUUGUCCCAUUCACUGCUGUUGCUGCUGCUAACUGUAUCAAUAUACCUUGUAUGAGGAAUAGUGAAAUGGUGAAUGGUAUCCCAGUAUAUAAUGCAGAGGGAGAGAGGGUGGGAGAAUCAACGGCAGCAGCUAAGAAAGCUAUAGGUCUAGUGGUGUUCUCUAGGAUAUGUAUGGCCACACCUGGCAUGUUAAUUCCUCCCUUUAUAAUGCAGUAUUUGGAAAAUAAAACAACGAUUUUAAAAAGAUUCCCCUGGGCUAAUGCUCCUAUACAAGUUGGUCUAGUGGGUUUCAUGCUGGUUUUUGCCACACCACUUUGUUGUGCUCUCUUCCCACAGAAAAGCUCAAUGGCUCUCAACUCAUUAGAAGCAGACCUGCAGGAAAAACUGAAGGCAUUACCCAACACCCCUGAUGUUGUAUACUUCAACAAAGGAUUAUAACAAACAUCAGAGAUAGCAGAAUUUACUAAAAAAUUUACGAAAAAAUAAAACAGGCUAAUUAACUUAUUAUGCAAAAUAGCAUUUUAGAAUUGCCUCUGAACUGUACAAGUAUCUUGAAUGUUGUAGCAGAGAUAUACGCUACAUUCACAGUGCAUUUCUGAAAUUGAAUUGGAUUUUCUAUUAUUAAAUGAAUGUAAAUGAAAUGAAUGUAAUGAAAGUUUACGUGUCAAAUUGAAUGGACUAAUUUGAGUAUUACAAGUUUGAUCGAUAAUGAUGUUUCAGUUGGUCGACUGGAAGGUGAGCACUUUUGACUAAAAAGCAAGUACUUGAAAAUCUAUUUGAGGUUGAUGAAAUUUGAACUGAGGCAGCUUUGCUUACAAAAACUGCAUCAUUUCAGGUUGAUAGAU